AUGCAAGCAACCAACAAUCUCGGGAACAGGAGAAUUCACAGAAGAUCAACUUGGGAAAGAAACAAGGAAUUGCAUAAGCCAAAUACGACAGAGAAGGAUGGUGAAUCAACUGAAGAAAUCAAGACGACGACCACAACUGACCAACAGAGGUCUUCAGUGUUACUUCAAAUGACAACUGCAUAUGCUUACAACAACGCCGAUUCAAAACGAACCAAAAUACGGAUGCUGUUUGAUUCAGGAAGUCAACGUUCCUAUAUAACGAAUGAACUGAAAGAAAAACUGGAUCUCAAACCGAUAAAGCAAGAAACCCUUAAUUUGAACACCUUUGGAGAGGAAGGAUUCAAACGGCAAAAAUGUGAUAUGUUCUCUCUGCAAUUGCAGGGAGAGGACGGUGAAUUAGACAUUGAAUUAUCAGCCUUGGCAUUUCCAGUCAUUUGUUCCCCUGUGUGA
Messenger RNA from Paramuricea clavata, 450 nucleotides. NCBI's taxonomy places the organism in Eukaryota, Metazoa, Cnidaria, Anthozoa, Malacalcyonacea, Plexauridae. The record is from the annotation of a GenBank genome assembly.